AUGGAAAUUGAGGAUCCCGCCGCUAGAGACCCGCCGACUGCGGAAGAGCUGGAGUUGGCUCGCCUGAACGCCGAGUAUGAGAAGACCCAGGACAUACGACAAUACCUGAGGCAAUGGCAAGCAACUGUUCCUCAGAUCCUGGAUUCGGUUCAAGACCCAGGGCUUAACACUCCUGUCAACGUUCUUUCUGGCACCAUGAACGGCCGUAACUCCGAGGAAGGCUACCGAACUUCUCAAUUAAUGGAGCAAACCGAUCUUGACGUAUCGGAGGAAUUUGAGGGUGACCAUCUGGAACCUGGUGAUAUGCUUUGCUUGAUGAAGGGAGAUGGCACAUCUUCCUUGGCCAUAUACGUGCAGUCUGUCAACAGACAGAGGCAAUUCUAUACCGAUCGUGGAUUGUGGCGUAUUUGCCCUGCCGGUGAAUUGGAUUAUGUCGUGAAGGGAUUUGCUCCCCUUGAGUUGCUUGAGCCUCUUAAAACGUAUCUACCAACUGAACUCGUUCGUCCCAUUUCCGACCUCCAACUUGUUGCGGAGGGUGGCAUCCCGAGACCAAUCGGGGCGCCACUCCUGGAAAUGAUGGGCAAUUUCUCUGAUCAUGUGGCGGAUUUCACAUUGGAGAACGCCCAACGUUUGGACAAAAUAUACGAAAUUGUGGCCGAUGACCAGGAAUUCCAACGACUGACCCUUGAUGAAUUGACGACGAGGGCUUUGGACAUCGAUGAAACGGAACUGACAGCCGUCAAUCUCUACGCCGUUCAUCAAGCGGUACGCAAUCACCCUUUUCUCAUGGAAAAGGACUCAACCUCCUUGUUCUGCAGCCUGUACAUGGUGGAGCCGAAAAGAAUCGCCAGAAUUGUUGGGACAGUCACGACAUGGGUCCACGAACACCAAAACAUUCUGAUUGAGGAGCUCGCAUCAUCUAAGACCGCAUCUAAGUUUGGUCAUCCGCUGCAGUUGUUCAUCCAAAAGGCACAGCGACUUAUUCGCUCGAGCCGAAAACUUCGUUCGCCAACAAUCAUGUCUAGCGUGGGACCCACAACUCAGCAAUUUGAGCCCGGCGAGGAUGGCAAGCCGAUGCUGUACCGUGAAGUCUUAACAGAAAAAUUUACGGACAAUGAUCGCAUCAUUCUAGAGUACUUGCAAUUGUUUGCGAUUCCAUCGGUGAUUAUGCCGUCGGGGACCUUGCGAUCUGCAGCAUCGCACAUUAUGCGCGCAACGGGCAUGUACAAUACCCUCGGCCUCAGUGAGGCAUCAAGCCGCCUCUUCCUGCAGGAGAUUGGUGUCAUUUCUCCGUGGGAGAACCUCGGCCUUCUCGAUCAGAGUCUGCUCCUUCCGGGUCACGGCAUGUCCCUUUUUGAGGAUAUGAGAUGGGAAGAGAUCGAGGAGACUUGCCAGAAUCUUUCUCUCACAGACUCGAUGCAAAGCCUUCGGAAGGACUGGGGUGGUUUGCCAGUCUACUGUAUAGACGAUGUUCAUGCUCAAGAAAUUGACGAUGGCGUUUCUUUGGAACGGAUCUCCGGCUCGAAUGACACUUUCUGGAUUCGCAUCCAUGUCGCUAAUCCAACAGCUUUCCUGCGCCACGACGACCCUAUCAUGGAGUAUGCGGGCUCUCGGUGGUUCACCACCUAUGCUCCAGAGCGUACCUACCCCAUCUUCCCGAGCUCUUUUACACAAAAAAACUUCAGUCUGUCAGCUGGCCGGCCGACCUUGACAUUCAGCGCGAAAAUGAACCUACAAGGCGAGAUUCUCGACACCGAAGUGACAAACGGAAUUGUCCGUAAUGUGAUCAAUAUUACACACAACAAACUACGUGAGCUCUUCAAACCUGACGGAAAGGAGUCACAAAAAUCAUUACAAGUCGGCGGUACUCCCAUCGAACAGCCUCUAGCUGCCGAUCGAGUCAUACGCGAUACCCUUACACCAGAAGAUCAAGACACUUUCUCGACUCUUCGCAACCUAAUGCUAGGCUUCCGGACCCAGCGCCAGAAGAACGGCGCGAUGGAUAUGCAACGCUUAAAACCCAACCCGUCCGUUUCCGUCCAAAUGGGCACAAUUCCUGCAAAGCCAUAUGAGAUGCAGAUCACAGCGGGCAAGACCUUCAUCGGUGACCCUAGGAUUCAACUUCGUAUUCAAAACUUUGACUCCCACGAAGUCCCGGACGAAUCUAAAGAAAAUCUCGUCUCUCUACUCAUGAAUCUAGCUGGCCACAUCGCGGGUCAAUUCUGCGCUACUCGCAAUAUCCCUGCUGUCUUCGAUGGAACUUGGUAUGACCCGGAAUACAGACGUGUUACACGCGACAACAUCGCUGAGUUCGGCGGCAAGAAAUUCUUCCAGUACGCCAUGCCAAAGGCUCUGUCCAAGUCUAGUCCCGUCAAGCACCAUUUCCUGGGCAUAGAUGCAUAUGUCAAGAGCACGAGUCCGUUACGUCGUUUCACCGAUGUGAUUUCCCAUUACCAAAUCGAGGCGGCUUUGCGUUUUGAGCAUGAGAACGGUCGCCAGUUUAAUGCUGCCAUCGACUUGCCAGAUGAGCCCGAGCUUUCAGCCGAACUUGAAGAUGAAUCUGAACUUGUGCAGUCAGAGUCGCAAGCCGAACCAGCCGCUCGAAAACAAUCUUCUCAGCCACUCCCUUACACGCAAACCGAUUUGGACAACAUCAUCCACUUCGCUCAGCCCUUAAAAACACGUCUCAAUGAAAUCUCCUCCUUCUCACACCAACACUGGGCCUGCAUGCUCCUCUUCCGCGCCUUCUACUUCGCCGAAUGCGAACUCCCACCUUCAUUCCCUGUCGUCUUGCGCACGCCGCGACUUACCAGGCUCACGCCUGACGACGGCCUUGUCUACUCGGGCUUCAUCACAAAUUUGGGUGUUAGAUGUACGGUCACCAUUCCGGAUCAUUGUCCGGGUCGAGAAGAAAUGGACGUCUUCGGUGUGGUUGAGGCUACUCUUUUGGCAGUUGACAUGGCGAGACUGGAGGUGAAGAUGGAGGCGACUAAGUUAAUCAGUCCUUUCGAAAGAAGGGGCGAGUGGGCUUAG
Molecule: messenger RNA, 3033 nt
Organism: Penicillium maclennaniae
Lineage: Eukaryota; Fungi; Ascomycota; Eurotiomycetes; Eurotiales; Aspergillaceae
Product: exoribonuclease II
Exons: 2
Coding region: 1-3033 (1010 amino acids)
Biological process (GO): mRNA catabolic process
Cellular component (GO): P-body; exosome (RNase complex)
Molecular function (GO): 3'-5'-RNA exonuclease activity; RNA binding
Source: RefSeq, a predicted model, not a curated record